Molecule: messenger RNA, 747 nt
Organism: Camellia sinensis
Lineage: Eukaryota; Viridiplantae; Streptophyta; Magnoliopsida; Ericales; Theaceae
Source: RefSeq, a predicted model, not a curated record
AUGAGAAGAUAUGGAGAGAAGAUGAAAUCUCUUCAAGUGUUAGAGAAGAUUCUACGAUCAAUUAGUCCCAAGUUCGAGCACAUGGUUAUAGCAAUAGAAGAAUCUAAGGAUCUUAGUGCCAUGACCACUGAUGAGCUAAUGGGCACACUUGAGAUUCAUGAACAAAGGAUCAACAAGAAGACUCCCUCAAGUUCUCUAGAGCAAGCUCUUCAAUCAAAGCUCAAUGAAUACAGAAGUAGAGCAACAACAAAACCUAGAGAGCAAGCAAAUUUUUUCGAGCAGGAAACAAACAAAGUUGGUCCUACAGUCCUGUUUGUCCACCAUGGAGACACUGAAAACCAAAACAAUGUUUGGUAUCUAGAUUCGGGAGCCAAUAAUCACAUGUGUGGUAAAAGAGAGUCGUUCGUUGAGCUUGACGAGACUGUACAAGCACAAGUCUCAUUUGGUGAUUCUUCAAAGACUCCAGUGAAAGGAAGAGGUAAUAUUCUGAUUGAGCUCAAGAAUGGAGAUCAUGAUUACAUCUCCAGUGUUUAUUAUGCUCCUGCCAUGAAGAACAACAUUUUGAGUAUGGGACAACUCCUAGAGAAAGGAUAUGACAUCAGCAUGAAAGAUUGCCAUCUUACCAUCAAAGACAAUCAUGGUAAUUUGAUCGUUCGAGUGAGAAUGUCCAAGAAUCAGAUGUUUGCAUUGAACAUCCAACAUGAUGUUGCGAAGUAUUUAAGUGCCAUUAUCAAAGACAAAAACUAG